AGUCGUCUUUUGGUGCAGCUUCCCUCCCCAGCGGAGCCCAGCUGAGACUGGUGGGUGUCUUUUUGCCUAGUUUAGGAUGUGAAGUGUGUGUGUGGCUGUGUGUGUGUUUAGUAAACAGCUUCACCCAGCCCCUGGAACAUCAGUCGGCUCUUUCCUCUGUGCAGCACCGCAGCUUGCCCUAAGUGAAGCUGACUGCCCUCAAUGUAGCGCUGAUUACAUACAGGUCGACACCAGCAGCUGAAUCCACAAUGCCAUCKCUAACAAAGGUUGGAUUUUGGGUUUUCUGCUUUGUUUUCCUCUGGGAAAGACUGAGAGGUGAGAAUCACUCCACUCCAAAAUGUUUCACUGAUCCCAAAGGAGUCCCUGCUUCUGAGCAGGGCCCGCCGGGCGGCCCUGGYUUGGUGGGUGACGCUGUGGACGUGACUGUGUUCCUGAAGCCUCUGAAUCCACCCAGCAGCCCUYUGAGGGCCCUCCACCUGGUGCUCAGCUCCAUACUUCCAGUCAGCUGGUGGCUGGAGGCUGAGCWGCUGCCCCCUGACCUCCCAGUGCUGGUGCAGGUGUCUCCAAACUCCAGCGUCCAGUCACAGACUCUACGCUUGAGCGUUCGAACAGUUCCUUCGUUACCUUUUCGCCUCCACACGCUGCAUCGCUGGGCAAUGAAGCACCAUGGCAACCUGUCCUCACUGGUCCACACGAAGCAGGGCAAUCGAGUUUACAUCCACCUGGGAGAAGAUCCGACCCUUCCUGCUGUGUGCCAGCUUCAGUCCUCCUUCCUGUUUCCUAAUUACAUGACCUCUGACCUGCAGCCGCAAACAGUGAAGGGCUGCAGCUAUCCCAGAGGGAGCGAAGCCAGUCCUGAAGUCCAUGUGAUCAGGCUGCGUUCAGCAGGAUCCUGGAUCAGUGGCUCUCUGCAGGCCGAUGUCACGGUCUCUCUGGUGCCCCCGGUGGCCACUUCAGAACCCCACGAGGUUGUUCUGGUUCUGAGCAGCUCGGUCCCAGUCACCUGGGUGAUUACAGCCAMAGGGGUCAGGGGUCACGUCUCUGUUCACUUUUGUGUUUAUGUUUUGAUAGUGUGUSUGUUUAUUCUGUUUUAUGAUCAGUUGUUGCUAUGGCGAGCCCAGCCGCAGAGCGUCGCUGCACACGGAGAGAACAGGACCUUCAGCGUACAUAUAAGCUGUUUUGCCACCAGCCCCUCAAAAUCUGCUGCUAAUGUUGACAACGUGACGCUUCCUCUGAUUGGACGGUUCGCGCGGGGGGCACGGCGGGGUCCAGAAUCGGCCCCGACUCCCCACCGUCUGCCGGUCCCCGUACUCACAUCGGGGCCCGCUCUGCAGCUGAGGCUCUUUGUCACCAACAGCUAUGAGCGGACCUGGACCGGGCCGUGUGUCAUCACCGCUGACCACCGCGUCUUUGUCGAGGUCUCUGCGCUUCCAAACGUGGAAGAUUCGGAAAAAACGCAACUGUUGAGAUUUAGCUUCAUCCUGCGGCCGGUUUAUAACGAGUCCAUGCAGUUCGUCCACUGCAGCAUCCUCCUUUGCGUCUCCGACUCAGCUGAAGAAGAGACCACACAGGAGGCGAAUAGYUGCCWGAGYGGGGUACCGAUCCCCCCACUUGUUCCAGGAUUAUCCAGACAUCAGUGUGAGAUCAGAAACCUCUCCAGGCCCAUGGUGGUCACCCGGCCCAUUAGCUCACUGGUAACCAAACUGGAACCGACUGCUGGUGAAAGAACUAAGAGUCUGAGUCCAGAGAGCAGCAGGUUUGUGUUGCACGAAGGGCUGCUGAUGGGAAUCGUCUUUGCAGCUUUUCUGGUUGGAGUCAGUUUAAUGGGGGGACUGUGGUGCAUCUACACAUAUACAGGGGGACACCCAGAGUCUUUYAGAAAUGCUCACUUAACAAAUCAGACUCAAGAGGGAUGCAACAACAGGACUCCAAGUUUCCUGUCUGAUCAGUCCUCCAGCUCAGUUUAGAGGAUUUCCUCCUGCAAAUCUGAGUGGAGAACUGGGACAGGGGUUGCAACAGCUUCUGUGCGUUUUUGUGUGUGAGAACACAGCUGCUUUCUUUCUUGCGUGURCAGAGCCGUUUUUGCACCUCCAGUGAGUGCCGUUUUCAUGUGCGCCAAAGAGACAAGAGGCCUCGAAGCAUGCAAAUACAGUAGGUCUCAGUCGUGCGCGGCGUUGUGUAAAGUGCUACGGGUUUGAUUCGAAGUGAAAAGUCGCUAGUUUGAUGGUGCGGAGCACUCGGCACCGAGYCAUCUCAGAAGAGGAGCCCGAUCGGCACAUGACGAGACCCGCAUCUGGAUUCGACAGAGGAAUAAAAAUGUUGCUWGUGACUCAGAGAGCACACCAUCAACACAUUUGGGUUUGUGUGGUAAAAUAAAAAAAAGGGUGCACUAAAUGAGCUGAGAUGCGUUGGCCCCUUGUUUCAACUCCAAGACCCCAACUUCUGUGUAAUUGUUUUUUGUUUUGUUUUUUAAGCUAAUGUGCUUUGUUGAAGUCAAAUGCUGUAACCUGUAAUGCUGGAUGUUACAUUAUUGUAUUUACUUAAAGUACAAAUAAAUCACGUUUUGGCCUCUCGGGGGCAGCAGAGCAAA
Messenger RNA from Poecilia reticulata (guppy), 2590 nucleotides. Lineage: Eukaryota; Metazoa; Chordata; Actinopteri; Cyprinodontiformes; Poeciliidae. The record is from RefSeq and is a predicted model, not a curated record.